AUGUGCACGGGAGCGUGCUCCAAGGUGAUAGCGGUGCCCCUCUACGUCCUGGCGUUGGUGUCGGUCAUCUGCAACAUCAUGCUUUUCUUCCCUGACUUUGACACCAAAUAUGCGGCCGACGAUCGCAACGGGAAAGAACGCAUCACCCAGGAGGUUAAAUACAUGGGGGGCUUGAUAGGAGGCGGAAUCAUGGCUUUGAUUCCUGCCAUCCACAUCCACUUGACCAGUUCUGGAAAAUGCUGUGCCAACCGCUGUGGGAUGUUCCUGUCCAUAGGCUUUGCGGCAUUGGGCGUGGCGGGGGGCGUGUACAGCCUCAGCACGGCAGCCCUCGGCCUCCAAAACGGUCCACUGUGCUACUGGAACAAUCUCCUAAACCCCAUUCCCAAAUGGGGCGUUCCCUUCGCCAACAGCACCGGAAGCUACCUGACUGACAAGGAGAUGUGGAAGUGGUGUCUGAUCCCGGAGAACGUGGUUGAAUUCAACGUGGGCCUCUUCUCCACGCUGCUGGUGGCGGCGUGUCUUCAGCUUGUCCUCUGCCUCAUCCAGAUGAUCAACGGACUCUUCGGGUGCAUCUGCGGCACCUGCGGUGGGAAGGAGUGAGUGACCAGAACCACCUUUGAAGACCACCUGGAUCAAUAUGCAUCCUAUUCAUUAUUAUUAUGAAUUAUUUCUGCAUUCUUAUUAUGUUUGUUAACG
Doryrhamphus excisus (bluestripe pipefish) is the source of this 696-nucleotide messenger RNA. RefSeq names its product transmembrane 4 L6 family member 1-like. The record is from RefSeq and is a predicted model, not a curated record. Lineage: Eukaryota; Metazoa; Chordata; Actinopteri; Syngnathiformes; Syngnathidae. Gene Ontology annotation, cellular component: membrane.